GAUGGGUUUGGGAGUUUGAUCGAUGCUCAAAAGUUGCAUACAUUUACGCAAACAAGUUGGAGAUGGUCUUGCAAGAUGUCAAUAAAUGACUUAUUCUCCAAAUUUAAGUUCAUACGUGUCUUAUCUUUGUCCUAUUGUAAUAGACUUACAGAGGUGCCUGAAUCUAUAGGAAAUCUUAAGCAUAUCCGUUUAUUAAAUCUCUCCCAUACUAAUAUAGAGAAGCUACCCGACUCGCUAAGUUUACUCUACAAGUUGCAAAUACUAAAGCUGAACUGUUGUCAAAAAUUAAAGGAGCUUCCCUCAUAUUUGCAUCAACUUGACAAUUUGUGUCGACUCGAAUUUGUACAUACUAGAGUGAAAAAUGUGCCAACACAUUUGGGAAAACGGAAGGCUCUGCAAGUAUUGAUGAGUUCGUUUUGUGUUAAGAAAAGUAAGGAAUUUGGUAUCCAACAAUUGGGAGAACUCGAUCUCCAUGGAAGUCUAACCAUUGAUGAACUGCAGAAUAUUGAGAACCCCUCUGAUGCAUUAGAAGCGGAUUUGAAAAAUAAAUCACACCUUAUGGGGCUAGAGUUAACAUGGAAGUUAAUUGUUGGGUCCCAUGUUGAUUCAACCAAAGUUGGGAAUGUAAUUGAGAAUCUAAGACCUUCAAAAUGCUUAAAGAAGCUGUCAGUAAUUAAUUAUGUGGGUAAACAAUUUCCAAAUUGGUUACUCAAUAAUUCAUUACCGAAUCUGGUGUACUUAGUGUUGCUCAAUUGUAAAAAUUGCCAACGUUUUCCUCGGCUUGGUCUUUUGCCAUUUUUGAUGAAGUUGGUGAUUUCAAGGUGUGAUGAGAUAGUGAACAUUGAUGCUGAUUUUCAUGGGAACAAUUCUUGUUCAUUUAAAUCCCUGGAAACAUUGGAGUUCUCCUUUAUGAUGCAAUGGGAAAAAUGGGAAUGUAAAGCUGUGACAGGUGCUUUUCCACGUCUACAACAUCUUUCUAUGCAUUAUUGUCCCAAGCUGAAAGGGCAUUUGCCAGAGAAACUUGUUCCAUUGAAAACACUAAAAAUUACAAGCUGCCAACAACUGGAGGCUUCCACUCCAAGGACUAUAGCUUUAGAAGUAAAUCACUGUGGAAAGUUGCAGUUGGAGUGGGCUACAAUGAAAAGGCUCAGAAUGGGUUGCCACAGCACAGAAGCAUCAUUACUGGAGAACAUCACAUCUGAUAUUUCUCUCCAACACAUGCACAUUUAUUCAUCCCUGACGUCGAUAAGUGUCAACUCUGUCUCUCUAAGGACCUUUCCGCUGGAUUUCUUAACAAAACUCAGGACGCUUAGCAUUACGGAGUUUCCUAAUUUACAAACGAUUUCACAGGAUCACGUUCAUAAUCAUCUCCAGGAUCUGGCAAUCACAAAUUGUCCUAAAUUUGAAUCAUUUCCUACAAACAUGCACACACUCCUUCCAUCUCUCACGAAGUUACAUAUAGCAGAUUGUCCAAGACUUGAGUCGUUCCCUAAGGGAGGUUUGCCAUCAAAUCUAAAAUGCAUGUCACUCAAUAAUUGUUCUAGACUUGUUGGCUCACUCAAAGGAGCUUUUGGAGCCAAUGCCUUGCUAGAAAUGUUGUCGAUUGAAGAAGUGGAUGCAGAAUGUUUUCCUGAAGAAGGUUUGCUUCCGCUCUCUGUUACUUCUCUAACCAUCGAUCAUUGUCUAAAUCUAAAAGAAAUUGACUACAAGGGUCUCUAUCAACUCUCAUCUCUUCAAACACUGAGACUUUUGAACUGCCCCAACUUCCAACGCUUACCGGAUGAGGGUCUUCCCAAAUCAAUUUCAAGUCUUGAAAUAGCUAAUUGUCCUUUGCUGAAACAACGUUGCAUGGAAGGAAGAAGGUGAAGACUGGGAAAAAAUUGCUCACGUUCAAAAAGUGGAUGUAUAGUAGUGAAUUUGUUUAUUUUGAAUACUCAUGCAUUUGCUUGGC
Vigna radiata var. radiata (mung bean) is the source of this 1951-nucleotide messenger RNA. Its product is annotated as putative disease resistance protein At3g14460. Gene Ontology annotation, molecular function: protein binding. The transcript has a single exon. NCBI's taxonomy places the organism in Eukaryota, Viridiplantae, Streptophyta, Magnoliopsida, Fabales, Fabaceae. The record is from RefSeq and is a predicted model, not a curated record. The coding region runs from base 76 to 1866 and encodes 596 amino acids.